CCAAAUUUAGCAUGGCUAAAGUCUAGACUGACAAUAAAGUCUGGCUAGAUGAGUUGGAUUAUCUAUUUUUGUACUUUUUGAUUUAUUCAUGUACACUCGGAAUAAGCAAUGCUGACUGACAUUCCGGCGAACCCACUGAAUCCCACCCUGCAUUGGCCUACUAGACCUGCCAAUUAUGGAAAGCGAGAGAAGCAGGCCUCCGCUCAUCAGCGCUCCGCAGAGCUACAGAGGCGGAGUUUGUCCCAGCGCAGCUGCUUCCUGGGGGUGGAGACAUGGGCGGAGCUUGUGUGGGAGCGCUGGGAUCUGGGCGGGGAGUUCACCAAGACCCUCUACCUGAAGAACGUCCACGGCAAGCUGCAGAAGCUGCGCUUCAAGCCCCCCGUCACCAAGUUCUUCUCCACCCUCUUCCCCCAGGUCAUCACCCUCAGCCCAGGGACUUCCUUCUCCAUGCCCGUCACCUUCAGGCCUCUGGAGAGGUGUGAGCACCAGGACACAAUUGAGUUCCAGAGCAAAGAGGGCACGUUCCAGGUGUCCCUCCGGGCCACCAUACCCCGCCACACCCUCGAACUUCCUGAGUCUGUACAGCUGCCCCCAUGUGCUGCCCACCACAGCACUACGACAACAUUCACCCUCCGCAAUGCCAGUAAACUGCGUACUGCGUUCCGCUGGGAGGUGGGCGACCCGUUUCAGCUCUCUCCAGAGAGUGGGGUUCUGGGUCCGAGUGAGGAGGCUCAGAUCUCGGUGCUGUUCCGCCCCUUAGAGGCGCGGGUGUACCAGCAGGAGGCCAGCUGUGCCUUCGGAGACCAGGGGGAGAACAGCUGCUCUCUGCUCCUGCAGGGCCUGUCGAAGUACCCGUACCUGGACAUACGUGCCCCAGGGGAGGAGAAGGGCUGUAAGCUGCUGGAGUUUGGAACUGUGGCUUUUGGGAGCUGUCUGGAGAAGCACUUUGAGAUCUCCAACCCCUCCCCUGUGACCUCGUCCUUCUCCCUCUCUCGUCUGCGGCGGCCGGCUCUGUUGGAGAGCGUGUUUGAGUACUCGCUGCGCGAGGGCCUUGUGGCCCCGGGGUCGUCCGUGCAGGUGCCCGUGUGUUUCACCCCGGUGGAGGUGGACUGCCACAGCGUGGAGUACCUCUGUGUCUCCGCCCCCGGGGCCCUCAGUAAACAGCUGAUCAAGCUCACCGGCUUCUGCUGUGGUGUGUCCACACUGAACACACUGAACACUGAACACACUGAACACUCUGAUGGCGGUGCUUCUCCUGCAGGACCCCUGGUGUCCCUGAGCGCGUCCGUGCUGGACUUUGGCUGCGUGGAAGAGGGCGAGCAGGCGAUGCGCGCCACGCAGCUGGCCAACCCCUCGACCGUGGAGGCUCAGUACCAGUUUGAUGCGGGCAUAGACGGGCACAGCGUCUUCAGCGUGGAGCCGCCCAGCGGCACAGUGCCCCCCAACUCCACCCUCACCCUCCGCCUGCACUUCCGCCCUCGCCACCCCAUCCCCCACUACCGCAGGCUGGCCUGCCUCGUCAUGCACAGGGAGCCUCUGUUCCUGGAUGUGAUUGGCACCUGUCACUCCGAGCAGCUGAAGCCAGCGAUCUUGCGGCCGCGUCACCUGAGCAUGUACCUGAGGCAUCUGGCGCGAGGGCUCACCUUCUACCCCCCCGACAUCCUCAGCGCCAUGCUGGCCCACAACAAACUAGAGCUGGACAGGCACGGGGCUCUCCAGAUACCAGAGGAUUUGACCCAGGAAGUUGUUCCCCCUGACCCCCCGACUGCAAAGACCCCAAUGGAGGAGUACUUCCUGUCGGAGUUGGUAAUCGCCCGGCGCCCCCCCGGCUCCCCCCACCCCGACUGCCACGUGUCGGUGGACCCCCCCGAGCUGCUCUUCUACGAGCCUCCCCACUCGCGCUCGCUCACCCUCACUAACCACACCAAGGGCAAGCUCUGCCUGCUGUGGACCUCCAGCCCGGACUCCCCCUUCAGUGUGGCCCCUGCCACCUGUGAGCUGGGGCCCCUGAAGACCACCGACUUCAGGGUCACCUACAGCCCCCGCCAGGCCAACACCUUCCACGCGGCUCAGCUGGAGUGCUUCGCCAUUUAUAAGUUGAAUGUGCAGGUGCUGAGGGACCACUGCCUGAGUGAGGAGGUGACCCUGUGCCCUCCGUGGUGCGUGACGGUGCGGGUGAGCGGCCACUCCUUCCAGCCCGGCCGAGAGCACUUCAACCCCCGCUGCAGCCUGACCAGGCCUCGCGUGGUGAGUCACAGACUAACAGCAAGGUGGCAUAGGGACCUACCUCUACUGUUCCGGUUGGGCCUUGAGGAGUGUCCUGCAGUGUCAGUGCUGCCCCCUAGUGGUCUGGUGCAGCCUGGCAGCCACCAGGUGUUCUGCUUCAGAUCCACCCCCUCAGAGGAGCUCACUGACACACUUACUAUACCACUGCAACUCAACGCCAGGCCCAAACACACACAGGAGCUCACGGUCAUCAGCGUGGCGGAAAAGCCUCGUGUGUGUGUGGAGGGAGACGGGUGUGUGUUCUUUAAGCCGACGGCAGUGGGCUGUGUGUCUGAGCGUGCAGUGCGCGUGCGCAACAUGAGCAGGAUACCCCUGCACUACCAGUGGCGGAUGCGGGCAUCAGAUGCCAACCUGCUGUCAGUGGAGCCCAGCACGGGCAUACUGCAGCCCAACGAAAGCACAGUGCAACACUGGCACUUUGCCCCGCGGGAGGAAAUGACAUACAACAUGAGGCCCAGCCUCUUACUGUGGCCCAUCCAAUCACAGUCACCCACCAACAAGAAGUCCUGCCUUUUCCUCAGGGCUGUGGGCGUGGCCUCCAAGGGCUCCAUAGAGGCUGGGAGAGCGGUGACAGAUCUGGGAGAGGUGUUGGUGGGCGGCUGUAAGUCCUUUGAGGUUCCUGUGGUCAACAACAGCAGCUGCCCAGUCAGCUUCUCCAUCACUGUCCAGCAGAGCAUCAUGGAUCCCGGUUUAACAGAAGAGGAUUGUGACGACACUCUGGUUCUGGAUCUGGAGACCCAGAGGGGGUGUGUCCCGGCCCGCUCCCGUCUCCUGCUGCGCUGCGCGGUCAAGCCGCCACGCCGAGCCCUCUACCGCUGGAGCCUCAAAUACCACACGCUCAACGCCAGCGGCUCUGAGCAGGGUUGUGCCCAGCCUCUGUGCCAGGUGCGUGGGCAGGGCGUGUUCCCCACGCUGGAGGUGACGGAUGCCCGGGGCAGUGGUGCCGCUGAUGGCCUGAGCAAGCUGCAGCUGUGGGACCUCUUCUCCCUGGAGCCCCUCAACACCUGCCUGCGCCGAGACCCCAGUCCUCUGGAGCUCACCUACAGGGUGCCCACCAGACACAGUCUGAGGCGCUGUCCGUCCGUCUUCACGUCGUCCAUAUUGGACUUUAACUUCGGCGCUGCACCACUGGGCUCAGAACCCUCCUGUGUCCUACUAGUGUUUGAGAACACAGGCAGCAUCCCCGUGGAAUGGUGCUUCCUGCUCCCGGAGGACCAGCAGAUUGAGCUGGAGUACUGGGCCGAGAGUGGAGACUUCACCCCCACCGAGCUGCACCACAUGAGGGUGCAGGACAACCGCCUCUUCUCCAUCUCCCCACGCUCUGGGAGUCUACCACCAGGCCAACAGAGGGCAGUGCAGUUCACUUACAGGCAUGAGUUUGGUGGCACUGACCGCCUGCCUGUGUUGCUGAAGCUGUCCUACGGCCGAGAGAUCCUGCUGAACUUUGUGGGCGUGACGGUGGAGAGAGACCAGCCCUACAUCUACUUCACCUCCAGCAAACACACCUUCACUCCCGUGGUCAUCGGAGGCUUCGACCCCCCUAAACAGGUCUAUGAGCUGUAUAAUGGAGGCGCCCUGCCUCUGCGGUACCAUGUAGACACUGAGCUUCUGGAGCAGCUGACCGCCGAUAACUUUGGCCACCCCGUCCUGCAGUGCGUCACCCCCUACGGAGAGGUGCAGCCGGGCCAAACCGCAAGCAUCGAGUGGAUCUUCUCCCCUCUGGAGGCCAAAACAUACAGCGUGGACCUUCCCAUCCAUGUGCUGGAGGGAGACUCGGCGCUGAUCCGGUUUGAGGGCAGCGGGUUCGACAGCAAUGCUCUGGGCAUGAGCGCCCCCUUUAGGAUGGACCCAUGCCUGGUGCCCUGCACCCAGAGGGUGCCCCUGCCUGGGCAGAUUGUGUUCCUGUCCCAGGAGAGGGUGUGUCUGGGUGAUGUACCUGUGUGUUCACGUAGCACACGCCUGAUCUUCCUCACAAACGUCUCACACACAGAGAGAGUACUCUUCUCAUGGAACCUGACCGACAAGGACCACCAGGUUGUUGAGAUACACCCUGAGCAGGGCAGUCUGGCUGCAGAUGAGAGCGCCCUCUGCAUCCUGACCUUUCACACCUCUGGCAGCCCCUGUUUCUACCAGCUAGAUCUCAUGUGUGAGGUGGUGAGUGAGGAGGCUCUGUUGCAGCAUGAUGCUGCGGUGAGACAGUGGGAGCGGGAGAAGGAGAGACAGGAGACUGAGUUCACUCUCACAGAGAAGGAGCUGAGCUCCACCGGCCCCUCUCACAGAACACACACUCAGGACACAGGAGUACCAGAGCAGAAAAAUACACCUGCUCUCAGAAAGUAUAAGACUCUGCCUCCCAUCCGGAUCAUCAGCAGCAGCGUGUUGGCUGGAGGUCCGCACGAGCCGAGGCCGUGCCGCGCCGAGCGCCGGGCCCAGAGGGAGGCCUCUCAGGUGUGGAGGAGACCAGCGCCUCCCCGCCCAGCGCUCCUCCACCUGGGGCUCACCGCUCGCUCACACUCCCUGCGCGAGUACCAGACCGUCUUCCCUGCGCUCUUCAACACACACUACAUACACAGGCAAGCAUUCAACACGCACCACACACACAGAUUGGAGCGGACCAAAACUCCACCCUCGGGGUCAUCUGAGGGUCGUCCGCCCUCCGUCAACCUCCCAUCCCUGAGGCAGGGCCCAGAGCUAGAGAUCCUCACACACACACUCAUCUCUAUAAUCAGGAGUCUGCUGGAUGAGCCCCAGUUCCCCGCGAGCAUCCAGAACGACCGUGACGAUCCCGUGCCCUACUUCACCCAGCUCCGACCCCCUCCACCUCCCCGGCCACCACCCUCCUCCGCCUCCCAGCCCUCCUUAGCGCACUGUGGCAGCCCGGACACGGGGGUGAGAGACGGGGGGUCAGGAGUCACAGGGGUCCCCCCGCUGUCCCCACCUCCGUGCCGGCUCAUGUCACCGUCACUGCAGCCUGACUCCGCCCGAAGGGUAGCCACUGAGCAGGCAGGGGUGGCGGAGGAGGCUUCCCAGAAUGCACUGCGGGAGGAGCGGGAGCGGAAGACUGAGGAAGCGAUACGCAGGUUCCCUGAGUUUGGUGACCUGGUGGAGGAUGUCUUGAUGAACACGCUGAAGAACCUGAUGACUGAGGCCUUCCUUGGGGAGCUGGUGCUCACUGCUCGGCCCCGAAUCAUUGCCCUCCCUCCUGUUACCCCACCCUCCUCCAACAGGAAGGGCAGUGUGAGCUCACAUAAGAUGUCCAGAUAUCAGUCCUUGCCAGACACAGCCAAGGACCCCCUCAGUGGCCCCAAAACCAACCCGGGGCCCGACAUGCCCCCCUCGGCCUCCCGCUCCUACACAGCUCCACGGCAGUGACACAGCAUCAUCUGCCACUUAGUCACUCCUCUUUUAUAUUCUGUUUGGUAUGCAAUAAAUGUCAGCACAAUUAUACAUCUAUUUGACAUGUUUACACCCUGAUGUUUGUGCUAAUUGAUUUUGCAAUGAACGAAAGUCUAUACAUCGGUGUAUUUGAAGAUAUUGUAAUGUUCCGG
Clupea harengus (Atlantic herring) is the source of this 5834-nucleotide messenger RNA. RefSeq names its product cilia and flagella associated protein 65 (gene cfap65). The coding region runs from base 109 to 5658 and encodes 1849 amino acids. Gene Ontology annotation, cellular component: sperm flagellum; cytoplasm. Lineage: Eukaryota; Metazoa; Chordata; Actinopteri; Clupeiformes; Clupeidae. Gene Ontology annotation, biological process: sperm axoneme assembly. The transcript has 32 exons. The record is from RefSeq and is a predicted model, not a curated record.